Molecule: messenger RNA, 1359 nt
Organism: Besnoitia besnoiti
Lineage: Eukaryota; Apicomplexa; Conoidasida; Eucoccidiorida; Sarcocystidae
Product: single-strand binding protein
Exons: 4
Coding region: 1-1359 (452 amino acids)
Biological process (GO): mitochondrial DNA replication; positive regulation of helicase activity
Cellular component (GO): mitochondrial nucleoid
Molecular function (GO): single-stranded DNA binding
Source: RefSeq, a predicted model, not a curated record
AUGGCACCACAGUGGCGACCCGCCGCAGGCCUUAUUGCGUGGUCUACGCCGGCCGACUGGUCAUCGCCUUUCGUCGAGCGCCGAACAAGAUUUCACCCGCCGCUUUCCUCCCGCAUCGCCAGCUUGUCUUCGGGUCUCUCCUCAGCGCAUCGAUCGCACUCCCGCCGCCUGCAUGUGCGGGUUUCUUUGGCCCUGUGCGCCGUCGCUCUCUUGUUGGGCUCUCCCCCUCCUGGGGGACUCGCACUCAGCGCCUGCUCGGGUCUCUCGCGAAAAUGCGUUUUAGAGGCAACAAGCAUGCUAUCCCCCGCGUCGAGUUGCUCCGCCCUUCCUCCUCCGCCUCUUUGUCGCUCUCUGGCUGGCGUCCGUUCCGCUCGCUUCCGGUCUCGCGGGGUGAUGCUCCGCCGCGCCGAGGCGCCUCGCAGUCUUGCCGGCUUUGUCACCUCCCUAGCAACACAGCCGCUACGUGCGUCUCCGCUCGUCCGCGUCGCGAACGCGGGAAGGCUUGCUGGAGCGCCCCUACACUCCAGCCACCUGCAGUCCUCACUCCGCAUGCAGCCCCUUGGCAUGGGCCUGGCUGGCGCGCGGCCGUUUCCGCGGUUUGCCUGCUCUGCACAGAGGUCUUUCGCCUUUUUCCAGCCUCCGCAGAACGCCUCCAGGGAAGGCAGCGACGAGUCCACCGGCGGAGGCCUCGCGCCUCUGCCUCGAGAGUGCGCUGCGCGGGGGCACGGUCUUGUGCAGCCGUUCGAGCAGACGCAAGGCACGCGCAUGCAAGCGACGAGUCUGAAGGCUUUGGGCGACGAUGCGUUCUCGUCGGGUGCGUCGAGUUCCGCCCCCGCAAGCGGACGAAGCGGCGGUCCUCUGCGGCACGCAGAACUCUGUCUGAACCGCGUGACGCUGAUUGGCCGCCUCGGCACCAUGCCUGAGAUCCGCCAGAUGUCGAAUGGAGAGAAAUUCGCGUGGUUCUCCAUGGCGACGUCCGUCAACUGGAUUGACAAGGCAACUGGGGAUGCUCAGUCGCGGACGGAGUGGCAUCGCAUUGUCAUCUACGACGACGCUCUGGUCGAUCUCGUGGAUAAAUAUCUUCACACGGGGCGGCGCGUCUUCGUGGAAGGGAAGCUGCAGACGCGUCGAUGGACUGGAGCGGACGGAGUGGAUCGCUACUCGACUUCGGUUGUCGUCAGCCGCGCCCAGGGCGAGUUGAUUAUUCUCGACGCGCCAUCUUCUUCCUCUCACGCCCAUUCCUGCUCGUCUGCGGCGCGCCAGCAGACCUCCACCAGCGACUGGGCCGACGACGGCGGAGAGGCCAGCCACAGAGACGGCGCCGGCUCCACCUCAGGCCUCUUCGACAGCGGCGGGUGA